This is a messenger RNA of Symsagittifera roscoffensis, 3015 nucleotides long. RefSeq names its product LIM homeobox transcription factor 1-beta-like. The record is from RefSeq and is a predicted model, not a curated record. NCBI's taxonomy places the organism in Eukaryota, Metazoa, Xenacoelomorpha, Acoela, Convolutidae. Bases 1006 to 2715 code for a protein of 569 amino acids. Gene Ontology annotation, cellular component: nucleus. Gene Ontology annotation, biological process: neuron differentiation; regulation of transcription by RNA polymerase II. The transcript has 8 exons. Gene Ontology annotation, molecular function: DNA-binding transcription factor activity, RNA polymerase II-specific; RNA polymerase II transcription regulatory region sequence-specific DNA binding.
AAAAAUUGUUAAGCUAUUUUUUUCUCGUUGCAUUUUGAGAGUUAAUUAAACUUUAUUUUUCCCCUUGUCUUUUGUUAUAGUUGACUUUAAUUCUGUAGGAUCUCCUGAGAAGUCUAGCCGUGAUCGUCAAAAUCACUUGAAUCUAACAAUCCAACAUAACAGAAGCCAUUAACUCUCCCAAGGAAUUAAAAACAGUUAUCCCGCGGAUUCUUUUUUCCACCUUGGACGGUGAGAGCGGGACUCGAACUGUUUGGAACCCGUUUCCUGAGAGCCCUGUUUUCCAUAGUCAAGUGUGCGAACGCUAUCUUUCAUUGCGACCUUUUGAGACUCUUGAAUCGCUAAGUUAUCCUUGUAAUGUCGGCUCAAAACAACAAACAAGCACACCGCAAGAAAAAAUAAACAUUGUUAACAUAUAUCUGUUUUUAAAGGAGUAUUGAAAAUUUUCGGUUUGAAGAAAGAUUUACGGGAUUUUUCUGUUUAGAAUGCCACUGUUGUGCUAAGUCUGGAUUUAAAUGUCCAAUAGGUCCACAUCAAAGCUCCUCCAGUUACAAUUUACAAUAGUGUCCAAACAGAUUGCGUCGACCAAUCAGAGUCGAGAUUCGGAGCUGUAAAUUACAGAUCGAUUAAGGGGCAGCAUCGCUUUUUGCUUUUUUAUUUCUGCCGGCCAUUUCACAAUUACUCCAACCUACUUUUCAGCUGAUAUCAAAACAAAGAAAAAGCAACAAAAGCUAAAACUUUAAUUCGAUUUCUCAAAAAAAAACAUUAAAAAGAGCUCAUAACUUCUAUAUUUUUCUCCAAAGUUUCAUCAAAAUUUUAAAUUUUGAUAACUUUGCGAAGUUACUUGGGCACUUUUAAGAACUGGAAUUGGCUGAAACUUUAAAACCCAAACCGAACAUCAAAUCGGAACCCACGGAUAUUGAAUUGACAGGAGAAGUCGUGACGUCACAGAUCAAAAAGGAGAAAAAGUCGGAAAACUCGAGCCCAAACACCUCGUUUCCGGGUAAAAUGACUGUCAUCAUGUCCGAAGACAUUAGCAUCUGGUCUGACAAGCAUCAACAAAAUCAUUCCAUUAUUGGUUCACAGAGCCUAAGCGAACUAUCUUCUGAUUUCGUGCCUCCUAAAAACAACUUAGCUAUGAACAAAAUCCCGACAGCAAGCAACUCUGCGAAUAGUUUUCAACCGACAAACCCUUGUUAUCCAUUAAGCAGGAGUUUUCCGCACAUUGGGUUCCCUUCAAAUCCUUUGGGUUCUUUGGGACCCAUUAAGUCAUUGGACUCAUCAGCAUCAUCGAGUAUGAAAGAAAACCAAAGUUUCCACCAAAAUAUGCCCAGAAAUCAUGCAAUAAUUAAUCGUCAGAAUCAGAGUAUCAGCGCAAAAAACAACAAUAAUAACAACAACAGUAUCAAUCAGAAUGAGCUACCUUGUCAUCUGGAACCGCAAGGCUCUUCAGGAGUUGCUUUCUGCGAAGGAUGUGGUUUGGCAAUUGAAGAUCGCUUCAUGCUUCAAACAACUGACCGUCAGUGUUGGCACGAGAAAUGUCUCAACUGCGCCGCUUGUGGGUGCAAACUCGAUCACACUUGUUUCAUCCGGAAUUCGCAGCCAUACUGCAGAAAAGAUUACGAAAGUUUGGUGUCGGGUAACUGCACUGGAUGUGAGCUGAAGAUAGCCUCGACUGAGAUGGUUAUGCGUGUGGCCGAUAAUAUCUACCAUCUCAACUGUUUCUCCUGCUCAGUAUGCCGAAUAGUGCUGAGAACGGGAGACCAGUUUGUGCAAAUAGAGGAACAACUUUACUGCAAAACAGAUUUCGAAAAACAAUUCCCUCAAUUCGCAAUGCCAGAAAAACAAUCAUCAUCCGAAAACGACAACAGUCGAAAAUUGUUCGAUUCAAUAGCCGAGAACGAAGGAAACUCGUGUUCCAAUCAGAACUCAGAUGCUUCCGACCCGAACUUAAUGGACCACUUGUUCAAAAGUGAGCAUUCGAAUCACGAGCACGAGAGCGAUCAGAUCAAAACCGAGACGAACAGCGACAACGAACUCGACUCGGAGCCGAAAGACGACUCGGAUGACGAAGCAGAUCUGGAAAAUUCCAAGGACAAAAACUCUUCCAUUCAGCAAAAACCAUGCAGAAAACGUGUCAUUCUUACAACACAGCAGCGCAGGGCCUUCAAGGCGGCAUUUGAUCUUUCGUCUAAGCCGUGCAGGAAGGUGCGUGAACAGUUGGCAAGAGACACUGGACUGAGUGUACGUGUGGUACAGGUGUGGUUCCAGAACGAAAGAGCCAAGGUGAAAAAAUUGGCCAAGAGACAACAACAGCAACAACACACUCACUUAGAAUCGGGACUGGGUUCUCCACACUUAAUGGAUGAUGGUCAGUUCAGCGUCUUCAUUCCCAACGAGGCUGGAUUUCUGCCCCCUCAACUAGACGGAAGAUUCUCUUCUCAUCUUGCUCAAUCAAAUCACAUAAUCCAUCCCGAGGGGGGACUUUAUUCUCUCCCGCCGGGACUGAACGACAUGUACCCCGUAUGCUCUGGUCCCCCCAUGGGCGGUGGAGGUCAAAUUCCGAACGAAUCCGAGUUCAUAAACGCCACUUCGGAUUUUCCCCAAAUUCUAGACAUGAAAGAAUCGGAAAUCUACAACUCGAUGAAAUUAGCCAAUCAGAUUUCGCACCCGGUUGACAAGCUCUAUUCAAUGCAGAAUUCUUAUUUCACGUCGUAGUAAAAAAGACAGUUUGAAACGUGAUCGGUUUUCGUGAAUAACUUUUCUCCGAAGUCACUCCAAUAUUCAAUUUAAAGGCGCCAAUAUUUUUGACAAAACUCAUCUUUAGAGAUAAUAAACUCUUAAUAAUUUAAUAAAUUUGUUUUGUUUUGGAUAGAAUAUAGGUUAUUUUUCUUGGUGUUGAAUGCAAUUAAUGUUUUAGCAGCAAAAGCAGCAAAUCAAUCGCAUUUAGUUGAGCAAAUUUAAGUGCUAUUUUUAUGUUUCUUUUCUAGAUUUAUUCAAUUAAAAUUUAUUCUGAAA